UAACACUUCCAAACACUCCACCCAAACACGCCCUUAAAUUCUUGCCAAGUGAUGUGAUUGUGUGAAAGCCGCCGCCGCCUCUAUUGUUACUCAUUGCUCCUCCACUAUACGGCAGCCGCCACCAUGAACACCGCCACGAGGGCGCCAGCACUCCACUACCUUCGGCAGUUCCAAAUAUCAUCAGCAUUCUGUUCCCACCGGCGACUCCACUUCGUGUCCCUUCAGACUCAACCUCACUAUUUCCCACUAAAGCACCAAAAUCUUAGCGUUGUACAGCCAGUUUAUGCACUUAAAGGCAAUCACCCAGCGGGUUACACCAUUAACACUGGGGAUUCAUUUGAUCCAAAACUUCGAGCUGUGCUUGAACUCGCCACAGAUUCUGAGUUAUAUGAACUUGAAAGAAUUCUGUUUGGACCAAGUUAUUGGAGUCCCUUGUUGAAGUCAAUAACAAAUAGAGAGUACAAUGGUUUUGCUAUGCUCGAAGAUGACUUCAAUGAGAGGGAAGAAUUUAUUUCUAUGCUUGAGUCUAGAUUUCUAUACCUUGCCGCCGAUGCUCAGUCUACAUUGAGGGGCCGUAGGCCAUCAUACAGGGAUGCAUUGCUUAAUGUCAGGAAAAAGUUAAAUGUACGCUGUUCAGCCAAAAUAUCUGUUGAAGACUUGGAAGCAGAGAUUUUUCUUCAUCUAUUGCACGAAUACUCGAGUUCAACUAAACUGGUAAAAACUGCCAAUGAGAAUGCGAGUCUAGAAUUUGGGCUCAGUCAAGGGAUGUUUCAGGCUGAAGCUGCUCUAAAAGGAGGUCAGGGACAACUUGGAACAAUGAUACUAAAGGGUGGCGGGAUGCUAACGUUGGGGAGAAUCUACAACUUGCUGGUUAAGAGAUUAUUUGGAAAAUGUAUGAUGGAAGUUGCCAAAUAUGGGGUGCAGAAGGAAAUCCUCCAAAAGGGUGGACGAUUGGCAGCACUUAACCUAGAGUCAAGAAUGGCCUUUUUUGCUGCAAAAGAGAGUGUUAAAGAAGCUGCUGCUAGUUAUUUGGGCCUGAGGAGCAUGGGUACAUUUCUUGGCCCACUGCUGUGGGGAACAUUUAUAGCAGACAUUUUUAUUCAAAUGAUUGGAACUGAUUAUGCUAGAAUUCUCCGGGCUAUUUUUGCUUUUGCACAGAUUCGAAUUAUCCGGACGCACAAGUGUUGAAGCUUUUUGAGAGAGAGAGAGGAAGUGAGUUCGCAUGAGUUUCUAAAAUGUCAAUCGUCAUCACAUGGAUGUAGCUAGCUGCUGCUGGAUGUGUGCUUUCGGGGUUGGCUGCUAGUAUAUAUGAAAGGGUCGUUCUCUAAUUUCCAAAGUUUUGAGUCGGGGGUUUUCUUUAUCAUUCGACUUUAGGAUAGUUGGUUCAUUUAUUGUUUCUUUGUAUUUUUAUACAUUUCGGAGACUACUGAAAAUUUUUAAUCUCCAAAUCAGAGCUUUUACGUUACCUUCAAAGCACUAAAAGAACUAAGCUAAAUAAUCUUGUAUGUUAAAAAUCAAUACCACCAUCUUCAAUAAUGCUCUAAUU
Molecule: messenger RNA, 1546 nt
Organism: Cuscuta epithymum
Lineage: Eukaryota; Viridiplantae; Streptophyta; Magnoliopsida; Solanales; Convolvulaceae
Source: the annotation of a GenBank genome assembly